UUCAAAUUAAUGUCAGUUUAGUUGUGGUUUGUGGUCGGUUGGAUUUCUCAAUUUUGAAAAAAGCAGGGGAUAAUCUACAGUUUUUUUUAUUAUUGUUUUUAGUGGUUUUUUAUGGAAAAGUGCCACACGAUUAGCAAAAGGCAUAAUGACACUAAAGGAGAAAACUGAAAAUUUGUUCAAUGAGUUAACAGCAGAGAGUAAUAAUUUUAAAAAUGGACUAUUUGAGAAACUUAAUCCCUUGAUGGUGGCAAUUGAAAGAUAUGCCAAAAAAGGUGAAAUCGAUGUAAAAACCUUAAAGAUAACUAAUGAACAAAUGGACAUCUUAAAUGGCAAAAAAUCUGGUAGAAGAAGGAAAAAACUAUUCCCAGUCGAUGAAAAUGCAGCAACAUUCUUAGGAAGUAAAAUUAAGAAAGAGAAAGUUUCUUUAUUAAGUACUCAACCUCUCAAUGAAACAGCCACAUUAAAUCAAGAAGCCGUAAAAGAAAAUACGAAUGUUAAUGGAAUGCCAGCACCUUCAUGGAUCCCACCUAAGAAGAAAGUGAAGGAAAUUAAGACAGAAAGGACUUCCGUCAGGCUUACCAGAACAAAGGGAAAAAAAGCAGCAGAAAGGGACUCAGAUGUCAUUCUGGAAAACCCUAAAAUAACUACAGUUACCUUAACUGAUACAGAUGAGUCAGAGGAAUCAAGCUCUCAAAAAGAGACUAGAAGUACAAGAACCAAAACUAAGCUACAGCAAUCUAAAGAUACUGAAGAAUCUGAUACAGAAAGUAAACGAGGCACCCGUACAAAGACCAUUAAAAAGAAAAAUGAUGCAGCAGAAGAAGUGAUUGAAGAAAAACGGUCGACCAGGACAAAAACUAUUAAAAAGGCAACCACUGCCGAAGAACAGGUUCCGAAUAUUGAAAAUGAGCCAGAAAAGAGGAGCACAAGAACUAAAACAAUUAAAAAGGGGGCAUCCCAGGAGGAAGCUCUUCCUGAGGUGGAAACAACAAGAAGCACCAGGACUAAAACUAUCAAAACGGCACAACCACCUGAUGUUGCUGCACCAGAGCCUGCCAGAAGUACUCGUACCAAGACAAAGAUACAAAUGGAGAAGGAAGCAGAAAAACUACAAGAGCCUGUAAAACCAAAACCUAAAAGAGGACGGUCUGACUCCAGUAGUGGUGAUGAUGAAAUAAAGGAGAGGAAGAAGACUAAAUCAAAAUCCCCUGUUAGAGAGGACACUAAUAAUUCUUCUGCUCACACCGUCUAUGAAGAUGCACAGUGCAAUUUGGCCCCAGUACCAGACUCUGUUAACUCAACUUUUGUCAAAGUACCGAGCAAAGCCAAUUCCACCGUUGUCAUUGACCAACCCAACUUUAACAUAUUCCAAAAACAAGCGGGAGAGGCUUUAUUAACUGACGAUGAUUCUAUUGAAACGAAAACUCCCCCAAAAAAAGAACCCACGCAAUCGGCAAAGAAGGGCCCAGGUAAAGAAGUUUUUAGUCCAUACGAGAAAACGACGCUCAAGAAGAAAGUGGAAGCUUUUGAAAAAUUGCAAAAUAACAGUGAAAUUCCAAUUAGUAAAAAAAUGAGUCAGGGCCUUAAAGGGACGCCGGCUUCUGUCAAACAAAAGGCAAGACUGUUUACACCAUCUGGUAUUAAAUUCCUGCCCUCUAGCUGUAGCACUUCUAAGUUACCUUAUAAAACGACCAAGCAUACCGGGGCCUCGACCUCUCUUUUAGGAACACCCAACGAAACAUUGAAUAUACAGGGUAGCGUAUGUAACGACCGGGAACGGCAAAGGAAAAUUAUGGAGCGAGAGCAAGCGCUGAAGAAGAAAGAGGCACUUUUGCAGGCGCAAUCGGAAGCAAAACGGAAGUUAAAUCAGGAGAAGCAAAUAAAGGCGCAGCAACAGAGGAAACUUUUUGAGGCCGAGAAACAAAAACAGAUGGAGGUUGAGCAGAAACAAAAAGAAGAAAAACAAAAACAACGCGAACGGGAACGUGAAGAGUACCUGCAAAAGCAUAAAUUGGAACAAGAAAAGAAACGGAUGGCGCAGAAAAUGCGACUGCAGGCGCAGCUACAGGAAAACGCGACCAAACCGAUUUAUAUGGUGACGCCGCUACCGGACUUGCCUACUGCGGAUUGCUACGACUCGGAUGAUCCCAAUUAUAAGACAUCAUCGGUACCAAAUUGGUCCACGGAUAGCCAAUGGUGUCGAACACAGCAAUUCACCAUGUUGGCCGCCGGAGAACGUAUCAAAAACACACUUUUCUGUGUACACGCGCAAACCCCCGAUCUUGUCGAGUUAUUUGAGACGAUCGAUCAAAGGAAAUUGAAGCGAAGUUCAAGUCAGAUGUGGAAAAAACCGCCCCGGUACACGAUGAUGCCCGAUUUAAACGAGACAAAAUUCAGCGAGGAUGAGUAUGACAGCGACUAAAAGUCACUUGUAUGAAACUUGGCUAAUGUUUAUAUUGUUUUUUUUUCACGUUUUUUUAGUGUUACAUAUUAAAGUUGCGGUAGGAUUUUUGUAUUUAUAAUUUUAAUUAAAUUAGGCAUUAAUUGUUGUAAUGUCUUUAAACUGAUGUUUAUGUAUAAAUAUUAGGAAUUUUAAAUUUUCACCACUUUUGUGGUAAAACUUCAAAUUACAAAAAAAAAAUGCAUUUUGGUUAUUUAUUAUUUUGGUUUUAUUUUAGUGCUCUUAUUUAAAUAUAACAUUUUUAAUAUAGUAUAUUUAGUU
Anthonomus grandis grandis is the source of this 2722-nucleotide messenger RNA. It is a transcript of the gene Incenp, whose product is annotated as inner centromere protein A. The transcript has 13 exons. The coding region runs from base 146 to 2422 and encodes 758 amino acids. Lineage: Eukaryota; Metazoa; Arthropoda; Insecta; Coleoptera; Curculionidae. The record is from RefSeq and is a predicted model, not a curated record.